Molecule: messenger RNA, 1506 nt
Organism: Punica granatum (pomegranate)
Lineage: Eukaryota; Viridiplantae; Streptophyta; Magnoliopsida; Myrtales; Lythraceae
Source: RefSeq, a predicted model, not a curated record
AAUGAUCUCCCAUCUCUCUCUCUCUCUCUCUCUCUCCCCCUCUCCCCCCAUGUCGACAUUACCUAAUUAGGAUUGCAGUCGCUCACAUACCGCCAACACCCCACCAAGAAAAGAGCUUCGGUUUCUCCGUCUUUCUUGGAGGGCUGAGCCCGACAAGUGUCCCUUCCUUCCUUCGAUCCCAUCACCACCUCCUCACAAACAAUUUCCCUUUUUCUUUUUUUUUUUUGUUUCUUUAUCAACAUAUACAUACAUACAGCUGCAGAUCUAGCACUAUCCUCAAUCAAUGCCCAUUCUGUUCUCUCAUCAAUCUCCAAUCCAUUUUCUCCUUCUUCCUCCGCGUUUGCGUAGCUUUUGUCCGUGAUCUCCAAUGGCGAGUCUCACCCCACCCUCCACUUCCUGCAAUAAUGGCUCCUCGAGGACUUCAACUAUCUUUGGGUUGAUGCUGAAGUCGGGGGAAGUUGAGCAGACCCAUUUGAGUUUACCUGGCUCUUUCAGGAGAAGUUGUACAUUUAAGAUUACAUACGACUACCAUACUAUGCAACAUUCAGGAUGUAUCAUAAGAGAUAAGAUGAGUCCCAGACUGAGUCUGAAGGCUUCUAAGGAGUCUCCAGGACUGACCAAGGAAAUUAGGAGGGAGAAAUUCAAGACUGCAGGGGACAAGCAAAAUGAACAGGAGUUAUUCGAUGAAUUGAAGAACCGGUUUCUUUCUUUUAAAAGGAACAACUACUUGGAAAAUUUGGAGGAGUAUGAAAAACUUGCCAAAGGUCAAGCGCCUAAGUUCAUGGUGAUUGCUUGUGCGGAUUCUCGGGUAUGUCCCUCUGUUAUCCUUGGAUUUCAACCCGGGGAAGCCUUCAUGGUCCGAAAUGUAGCGAACCUAGUCCCACCAUAUGAGAGUGGACCUUCAGAAACAAAUGCUGCCUUGGAAUUUGCUGUAAAUUCUCUCGAAGUUGAAAAUAUACUAGUAAUUGGCCAUAGCUGUUGUGGGGGCAUUCGUGCCCUAAUGAGUAUGCAGGAGGGUUCAGAUGAUUCAAGCUUCAUCAAGAGCUGGGUCAGAGUUGGGAAGAAUGCAAGCAUAAGCACAAAGGCUACUGCUUCAAAUCUCAGUUUCGAUCAGCAAUGCAGGCACUGUGAGAAGGAAUCAGUGAGUCGUUCUCUCUCGAAUCUACUGACUUACCCAUGGAUAGAAGAGAGAGUGAUGAGGGGGUUACUCUCCCUUCACGGCGGCUACUACGACUUUGUAGACUGCUCGUUCGAGAAAUGGACUCUCGAUUACAUGGGGAGCAGCCUGAAAGAAAAGGCGGGUGGAGGCAAACACGCCACCAAGAACCAUUCCUUUUGGCGUUAGAUUGAUCUCUUAGGCUGUGCCAAUUUGUGUAACAGUUUGUUGUAAUUGUUUGUGUCGAUUGGACGAGGCGGAUACAAUAGCCACCAUCUUGAGUGUGUGAUUUUGCAAAGAAAACUACAUAUUCCAAAUCGUUGCCUGGUUAGUAGAUUCCGUGUUUCGAC